GCCUCCGCUCCGGCACCGAACGGGCGGGGUCGGGUCCGGUCGCAGCCGUUCGGCCGCCGGGGUACCGUUAAACCGGAGCGGGGCAGCCGAGGCUUCCCGCAGCCUGCGCUGCCUCUGCGGCCACCGGACCCCGCAACGCCGCGGAUCGCUCCUAAACCCGCCCGCUGCUUUAAAGCAGAGCCCGUCCCUGCUGCCCCCACCCCCGGGGGCCGGACUACAGCUCCCGGCGGCCCCGGGCGCCCGCCCCGCCGCUUCCCGCCCCGCCGCUUCCCGCCCCGUCGCUUCCCGCCCCGCCGCUUCCCGCCCCGUCGCUUCCCGCCCCGCCGCUUCCCGCGCGUCUUUCCCGCCCCGCCGCUUCCCGCGCGUCUUUCCCGCCAUGGCGCGCUUCGAGCCCGCGGCGCUGCCCGAGCUGCUCCCGCUCUUCUACCGCCGCCUCUUCCCGCACAGCACCUACGGCCGCUGGCUCGCGUACGGCGGCGUGGAGAAGAACUACUUCCAGCUGCGGGAGUUCUCCUUCACGCUGCGGGACGACAUCUACGUGCGGUUCCAGUCCUUUGGCAGCCCCCAGGAGCUGGAACGGGAGCUGCAGAAGAUCAACCCCUACAAGAUCGACAUCGGCGCCGUUUACUCCCACCGUCCCAACCAACACAACACAGUGCACCUGGGAGCCUUCCAGCCUCAGGAGAAGGAGCUGGUCUUUGACAUCGACAUGACAGACUACGACGAUGUCCGGACGUGCUGCAGCUCUGCUGAGAUCUGCUCCAAGUGCUGGACCCUCAUGACCAUCGCCGUCCGCGUCAUCGACCGCGCGCUCGUGGAGGAUCUGGGCAUGAGGCAUCGGCUCUGGGUGUACUCGGGACGGAGGGGAGUCCACUGCUGGGUGUGUGACGACGCCGUGCGGAAAUGGUCCCCGGCACUGCGGGCGGCUGCCGUGGAGUACCUGAGCCUGGUGAAGGGUGGAGCAGAGACUAUGAAGAAGGUGAACCUCUCUGAGCCCAUCCACCCCUUCAUCAGGCAGUCGGUCAACGUGGUGGAGAAGUACUUCGAGGCAUAUGCACUGCUGGGCCAAGACAUCCUGGGCAGCCCUGAGAGCUGGGACAAGGUGCUGGCCCUCGUCCCAGAGGAGCACCGUGAGCCUCUGCAGGGCGAGUUCCCCAAGAAGCGGGACUCAGCGCAGCGCUGGGAGCUGCUGAGGAGCAGGAUGGAGCGGACAAGGAGGGCGGGGGGCACCGGGAAGAGCCCGCCGUGCUACGCAGACUGGGAGAUCAUGCUGCAGUACUGCUUCCCCCGCCUCGACAUCAACGUCAGCAAAGGGCUUGGCCACUUGCUGAAGAGCCCUUUCAGUGUUCACCCCAAAACAGGUCGCGUUUCAGUGCCGCUGGAUCUACAAAGGUUGGAGCAGUUUGACCCAUUUGCUGUGCCCACCAUCAGCUCCCUGUGCCACGAGCUGGAUGUGGCUGGCGCUGACGGGGAGCAGGAGGACGGUGGGGAAACGGAGCCAAAGCGCCGUGUGAGAGACUACAAGAAGACGAGCCUGGCACCCUAUGUGCGGGUGUUUGAGCAGUUUGUGGAGGAGAUGGAGCGUGCCCGGAGAGGAGAGAGGCUGCGGAGGAGUGACCUACAAGGAGAGUUUUGAGGCUUGGCUGCCAGGGGACACCGAGGGACAGACUCUGCUGUGGUCACCUCCACUGCUGGCUGUGGGGGUUUUGUGCCCUGGAGCAGGGAGCCUGAGGUCUGAACCUCCCUGACUCCCUGCCCUCACUCCCUGUCCUGCUCCCCACAAGCCCCACAGGGGCCUUUCACAUGUUUUUUGUACUUUUUCUACACAAA
Colius striatus (speckled mousebird) is the source of this 1830-nucleotide messenger RNA. RefSeq names its product DNA primase subunit 1 (gene PRIM1). Gene Ontology annotation, cellular component: alpha DNA polymerase:primase complex. The record is from RefSeq and is a predicted model, not a curated record. The transcript has 13 exons. The coding region runs from base 377 to 1636 and encodes 419 amino acids. Gene Ontology annotation, biological process: DNA replication, synthesis of primer. NCBI's taxonomy places the organism in Eukaryota, Metazoa, Chordata, Aves, Coliiformes, Coliidae.